Molecule: messenger RNA, 3807 nt
Organism: Hibiscus syriacus
Lineage: Eukaryota; Viridiplantae; Streptophyta; Magnoliopsida; Malvales; Malvaceae
Product: AP-2 complex subunit alpha-1-like
Exons: 27
Coding region: 302-3370 (1022 amino acids)
Biological process (GO): intracellular protein transport; clathrin-dependent endocytosis
Cellular component (GO): AP-2 adaptor complex; membrane coat
Molecular function (GO): clathrin-cargo adaptor activity
Source: RefSeq, a predicted model, not a curated record
CAAAUAAAAGUCGUCUCCAGACUGCACCUGUUCUUCGCUACGGCUUUUUUCUAUUCCAAAUAUUUGUUCCACCACCGUCUCCCUUUCAUGUCUCUCUUUCUUCUAGAUCAAACCAUCGCACCUUUAAUUUGAAUUUUCCAUUUCUAAGUUCAACUCAUUUCGCCUUUGAAAUUUUUUUCGAUUUCUUAUUGCCGGAUCGAUUUCUCCGUCGCUGUUGAUAGAAAAAAGAGAGAGAAAGAUCUGAAAAAUCUAGAGGCAGAUCCAGCAGGGAGAAGAGGUGGAUCUGUUUGGUUAAAGUGGAAUGACGAUGCACGGAAUGAGAGGGCUCUCAGUUUUUAUAAGCGACAUCCGAAACUGCCAGAACAAGGAGCAAGAGCGUUUACGUAUCGAUAAAGAGCUCGGCAACGUCCGUAAUCGCUUCAAAAACGAGAAGGGACUGACACCAUAUGAGAAGAAGAAAUAUGUUUGGAAAAUGCUUUAUAUAUACAUGCUGGGCUAUGACGUUGAUUUUGGUCAUAUGGAAACUGUGUCCUUGAUAUCUGCACCAAAGUAUCCAGAAAAGCAGGUUGGAUACAUUGCGACUUCUUGCUUACUCAAUGAAAACAAUGAUUUUCUGAGACUAGCAAUCAACACUGUACGCAAUGAUAUAAUCGGUCGAAAUGAGACUUUUCAGUGCCUUGCUCUAACCAUGGUUGGGAAUAUUGGUGGGAGGGAAUUUGCUGAAUCUUUGGCACCUGAUGUUCAAAAUUUACUUCUUUCUAGCAGCUGCAGACCACUUGUAAGGAAAAAGGCUGCAUUAUGUUUGCUACGACUGUAUAGGAAAAACCCUGAUGUUGUCAAUGUUGAUGGCUGGGCGGAUCGAAUGGCUCAACUUUUAGAUGAGCGUGAUCUUGGUGUUUUGACAUCUUCUAUGAGCCUUCUUGUUGCUUUGGUAUCAAAUAAUCAUGAAGCAUAUUGGUCUUGCCUUCCAAAAUGUGUUAAGAUAUUGGAGCGCCUUGCAAGGAACCAAGAUGUUCCUCAGGAAUAUACUUACUAUGGUAUCCCAUCUCCCUGGCUUCAGGUUAAGACGAUGAGGGCUCUCCAGUAUUUUCCAACCAUUGAAGAUCCUUCUACGCGGAGAACAUUGUUUGAGGUCUUACAAAGGAUAUUAAUGGGAACUGAUGUUGUGAAAAACGUUAAUAAAAAUAAUGCAUCACAUGCUGUACUCUUUGAAGCCCUUGCACUUGUCAUGCAUCUUGAUGCUGAAAAGGAGAUGAUGUCUCAAUGUGUUGCCCUUCUUGGAAAAUUUAUCGCUGUUCGUGAACCAAAUAUUAGAUAUCUUGGUUUGGAAAAUAUGACUAGGAUGCUAAUGGUUACUGAUGUGCAAGAGAUUAUCAAAAGACAUCAGGCGCAGAUUAUCACAUCAUUGAAGGACCCUGAUGUCAGUAUUCGUAGGCGUGCUCUUGAUUUGCUUUAUGGAAUGUGCGAUGUAACAAAUGCAAAGGACAUCGUUGAAGAAUUAUUGCAGUAUCUCAGCUCGGCUGAUUUCACAAUGCGUGAAGAAUUGUCACUUAAGGCUGCCAUUCUUGCAGAGAAGUUUGCUCCUGAUUUGUCAUGGUAUGUGGAUGUUAUCCUUCAAUUGAUUGACAAGGCAGGAGAUUUUAUUAGUGAUGACAUAUGGUUCCGUGUUGUGCAGUUUGUUACUAACAAUGAUGACCUACAGCCUUAUGCAGCUGCAAAGGUAAAAGAGUAUAUUGACAAGCCUGCUGUACAUGAGACCAUGGUCAAGGUCAGUGCUUACAUUCUUGGAGAAUAUAGCCACCUAUUGGCUAGAAGGCCUGGGUGUAGUCCAAAAGAAAUCUUUAGCAUCUUACAUGAGAAACUUGCUACUGUAUCGACUACUACCAUUCCUAUUCUUUUGUCAGCUUAUGCAAAGAUUUUGAUGCACACUCAGCCACCAGAUCAAGAGCUUCAAAGUCAGAUUUGGGCAAUAUUCAAUAAAUAUGAGAGUUGCAUUGAUGCCGAGAUACAACAACGAGCUGUUGAAUAUCUUGCAUUGUGUCAGAAAGGUGCUGCUCUGAUGGAUAUAUUGGCUGAAAUGCCUAAAUUUCCUGAGCGUAAGUCUUCAUUGAUCAAAAGGGCAGAAUAUUCUGAGGCUGACACUGCAGAGCAAAGUGCUACCAAGUUGCGUGCUCAACAGCAAACAUCAAAUGCUUUAGUUGUAACUGACCAGUACCCUGCUAACGGGGUAACAUUACGAAUUUCUGUUGGCCAGCUUAGUCUCAUAAAGGUGCCCAGCAUGAUUACUACAGAGAAUGAUACUUCAACAGACCAAGCUUUGUCGCAACAAAAUGGUUCUUUAAGUAAAGUAGAUCCACAACCUCCUUCAGUAGACCUCCUUAGUGAUAUUUUGGGCCCAUUUGCCGUUGAAGGCCCUCCUGGUGCUACUGUCCAAUCUGAGCACAUUGCGGUCUCUGGAUUGGAAGGUGGUUCAGAUGCAGUUGAUGGCUCAGCCAUAGUGCCCGUAGAAGAGCAUACAAAUACAGUUCAGCCAAUAGGAAAUAUUGCUGAAAGAUUCCAUGCUUUAUGCCUGAAAGAUAGUGGUGUUCUAUAUGAGGAUCCUUACAUUCAGAUUGGCAUUAAAGCUGAGGGGCGAGGUCAUCAUGUGCAUCUUGUUCUUUUCUUGGGAAACAAGAAUACUGCUCCGCUCGUUUCUGUUCAUGCUAUAAUAUUGCCUCCUGCUCACCUGAAGAUGGAGUUUUCAUUAGUGCCUGACACGAUACCUCCUCGAGCUCAGGUGCAAUGCCCACUUGAGAUUGUAAAUCUUCGGCCGAGCCGAGAUGUAGCUGUUCUUGACUUCUCCUACAAGUUUGGGACCAAUAUGGUUAAUGUGAAGCUUCGCCUUCCUGCCGUGCUGAAUAAGUUUCUGCAGCCUAUUCAAGUGCCUGCUGAGGAGUUUUUCCCCCAAUGGAGAUCACUUUCAGGACCACCAUUGAAACUUCAAGAAGUUGUUAGAGGUGUGAGACCCAUGCCUCUUCCAGAAAUGGCUAAUCUACUUGACAGUUUCCGGAUAAUGAUAUGUCCUGGACUGGAUCCAAAUCCUAACAAUCUAGUUGCAAGCACAACCUUCUACUCAGAGAGUACGCAUGCGAUGCUGUGUCUGGUCAGAAUUGAAACAGAUCCAGCGGACAGAACCCAGUUGCGGAUGACACUUGCUUCAGGCGAUCCUUCGUUAACAUUCGAGUUGAAGGAGUUCAUCAAGGAACAAUUGAUUAGCAUCCCUACUGCUCGGUCACCAGCACCAGCACCAAAAGCACCUCCCACAGCUCAACCAACCCCACAAAUACCGCCGAAUGAUCCCGCAGCAAUACUAGCGGGUUUGCUAUCUUGAAAAUGAAGAUUUGUUCAGUGUACACUUAUAAACCUUGAUUUUUACUGUCAGCCACGUAUUUGGCAUUUGCGCCUCCCAUUAAGAGGUGCAUAUAUAAAAGUCAUGAUGCAAGGGCUCGGCGGAUCCACGGAUGAGCUUUAAUUAUGCUUGUACGGCUUAGUGAGAGAAAGGUGGUCGGGCAUUUUGUGAUUCUUUCUACAUGGUCAUGGUGAGGGUUUCCUUUUUCUUCCCAUUUUUUUGAGUUAAGCAGAUUGGGGUUUGUCUAUCUAGUAAGACGUCGUCACAUGUAAGAUAUGGCAUGUAGUAGUAUCAGUUGUAACAAUGUAAUGGUUUGUCAAACCCAAUAUAUUUUGUAAUAAGAUUAAAAAUAAGUAUAUAGUGGGAACAAGAAAAACGAUCAUAAGAAAUUUGAUUAUAAAUGCAGUUUUCUUUGUUUU